This is a messenger RNA of Bactrocera dorsalis (oriental fruit fly), 791 nucleotides long. Its product is annotated as larval cuticle protein A2B-like. Gene Ontology annotation, cellular component: extracellular matrix. Bases 106 to 669 code for a protein of 187 amino acids. NCBI's taxonomy places the organism in Eukaryota, Metazoa, Arthropoda, Insecta, Diptera, Tephritidae. The record is from RefSeq and is a predicted model, not a curated record. The transcript has 2 exons.
GGUGUACAGUAUAAAACGAUCUGCGAACUAAUAGCUUGUAUCAUUCACUACUUGCGUUCGCUGUAAGAAAGAACCCGUCUUGAAAAAAAACUAAUAAUUCCAAAAAUGGCAUUCAAGUUUGUAUUCGCACUCGCUUUCGUCGCUGUUGCCAGCGCUGGCUAUAUACCCGCUGCUCCAGUAUACCACGCCGCACCAGGCGUUGCCGUGCACGCAGCACCUGUGGCUGUAGCCCAAAAGGUUGUUGUGAAAUCCGAGGAAUACGAUCCUCAUCCUCAAUACAAAUUCUCUUAUGGCGUUGAUGACAAACUCACUGGCGAUUCCAAGAGCCAAGUGGAGGAACGUGAUGGUGAUGUGGUUCGUGGUGAAUACUCUCUGAUUGAUGCUGACGGUUACAAACGCACUGUUCAGUACACUGCUGAUCCCAUCAAUGGUUUCAACGCCGUCGUGAACCGUGAACCUCUCGUUAAAGCUGUUGCCGUCGCUCCAGUUGUAAAGACUGUUGCUCCAGUUGCCCACUACGCCGCUCCAGUCGCUCACUACGCUGCUCCAGUUGCCCACUACUCAGCCCCUGCUGUGGUCAAAACUGUUGCUCCCGUAGCUCACUAUGCCGCUCCAGCUGCUCAUUACACAUCCUACGCCGCUCCUGCUGUAGUGAAAUACCACCAUUGAAGAUUUGGCGAUUCAUACAUACAUAAAUUAUAGACUAUUUUAGCAGAUGUUGUUUUUAUUUAUGAAAAAUCCGAUUGUUUCCGAUAUUAAAUGAUAAUUUAAAACUAAUUAACACUGGUGUU